AACAUCACGGUUGAAAUCAUUAACAAACUAAGACGUGCUUAAAUAUCUUGAUUUCCUUCCUUGUGUUAUUUGGAUUCAUUGUCGUUUUCACCAUAAUUCACUUAACCAUAUCUCACACGACAAUCAUGUUUCCACACACUAACAUGACCUGUUAUAAACGCGCUGCUACGGAUCGGGAAAUCGCCGGAAUCGAUAAAGCAAGAAUACGAAAGCGAGAAUCGAAAAACACAGACACACGAUUUACGUGGUUCACUAACACGAUGUGUUUUAGCUACGUCCACGGGCGAGAGAGAGCCAAUUUCACUAUAUCGAGAGAGCCAAUUUCACAACAACGAGACCCCCGAUUACCAGUCGUAGCGGCUGAUAGUCCAAUUCAAGUCACAUCAACAUGACCUUUUAUCUUGUUUCCUCCCUUUAGGCGAAUCUGUUGCCUUUUCCCAUCAAUCUCACAUCCCCUGCUUCACAAAUCACAAUAGCUAUGAGGAAAAGGUUAAACUCAUAAUAAUGGCCCAACUUUUUUGCAACUUUUUUGCAACUUCAUCCUGGAAUUGAAAAGGACAUAUCACCAAUGGGUAUUAUUAUUGAAGUGUUUUCUCUUGGAUUCCACCGAUUGCGAACAUUAGUCGGAAUGAUGAUUGAUUUUCCCGACUCUCUGUUUUUGGCUGGACUGGACCAUAAUUAUCACCGCAAUCCUUAGCUAUAAUAAUUAUUAUCAGGAGGACCACUGGCUGGCUGCUGUUCAUAUUAAAGCACUGCACUAUCAGGCAGAUGCAAGCAUUUACGUGUCGCUCUGCAGGUGCAAGCUAGAAGAAAGCUGGAUUUGAUCAUAUAGGAAGGAAGGCAAAGAUGCACCAUUCUAUGAAAUAUCUGAAUGGGAUACUAGUAAGUAAAUCAAAUUACAAAGGCCGAAGUGUUGGAUUAGGCAUAAAUUUGCGUAUAGAGAUGAACCAAUUUGGUUGGCGUCUUUAGUCGUUAGAGGGGUUUCUGUAAUAACGUUAUUACAUUGUUAAAAAUGACGCAUUUCAUAAUUUGUAAUGAUUAAAUGAACUUGAUUUUGUUGACUUAACUUGAUCACAAUCCAUAGGGCCAUUGCGCUAAACAUCGGCUGCAAUCUUUUAUAUUGGGCCUUAGCCCCCUACUUCGGCCUGACAUGUAUUGUCCUUUAUUCGGCCCACUUCAUGGACUUCGAAUGGGCCAGAUAUGGAGCGAGGUAAAAGGGAAUGGUGGCAGCCUGGGCCCCGGCCGGGGUUACAACUAGGGGUGGCUAUACGGUCCGGUCCGGUUAAAUUAGCCCAAAUUGAUCCGGUCUAGUCCGGUCUUUUUGAAAAUAUAAGGACCGAAGAUUGGAUUGGAUACAGUCCGGUCUUGAUCCGGUCCGGUUUUGAUCCGGUCCGGUCCCAAUUCGGUCUUGAUUUUACAUUGAGAUUGUGGGAUUUGAGUGGCCUAAGGCCUUAAAGGGUGAGGAGUUGGUUAAGUUUUGUACUAAGUGCAAAGAUUUGUGAUCGUUUAUGCAAAUUACCCUUAAGUUUUGGGUGUUGAGCUCUCUUAUCCGGUUUUUUACCUCAAAUCUAAGCCCAAAGAUUGGAUUGGAUUGUUUACUAUCCGGUCUCGGUCCGGGUUAUACGGUCCGGUUUCCGGUUUUUAAUCCGGUCCCGGUCCAAAUAGCCACCCCUAGUUACAACGUCCGUGGGAGUUUUGAUGUUAAAGCUAGCUCGGUGGUCAGCAUGAGCGGAGUCGAGACUUGAUUUGUUCGAAUCAACUCAUGAAUUCAAAUUUUGACAGAUCAUCAAGAUCAUGAGUUUGACUCGAUCUCCACUAAUUUAUUCUAAAUAGUUCAACUUUUAACGUGACCGGUCAUUUCAAAACCGGGAGCAACCGUGGAUCAGUGACGAUUCAUUCCGUUAAGUGACUGAAUUUUGGAAUUGAGGACUGCUUGCAGCAUCUUUGUGGUACGGCAAAACAUGGUUAUGUACAAGGUUACUUUUAGAUAACUUAGUUGUGUCAUGUGAUCAAAUAAUUAAGUUCUCCCACAUGUGGAAGAAAAGAUACGGCAGACAUGCGCAGUGGUUUCAUGAGAUGGAAUUCUAGCACACAAUACCGGUCCAUAAAGAGAGCUUUAUCAUACUAGAACUCAUAAGUUUGACUGGCCAAAACAGUCACAAGGUUGGACGCCUAUAUCACCUUCUCAAUUUGUUUUUUUUUUUUUCAAGUCAGAAUACAUAAUAUAGGGUAAAAAGGUUCCAAAAGAAUGGUUUUGACUGUUUUGCACAUGGUCCUUUUUCCUUUCUGUCUCUAGAGACUGCUCUCUUUGUCUACAUCCUAUUCAAAUGAAUACAAACAUCUUCUAUUUUAGCUCUUUACUGAAAAGUAAACAUCUACACGACCAUACUCUUAGCUAUGUUUGAUACGAUCGUAUCAAUUCUCACAAUUCUAUCAUUUUGAGACAAAUUCAUGACAAUCACUAGGAAUAAAGGUUAAACUUAGUUCUAUCAUAGACCACCCGAUCAUUCAUAUAUGAGAGUAGGGAUAAGCUCGAAGGUUUUUGUUGUGAUCCUGUCAAGUAUCAGUUGUUUCUAAUAACUCGAGUUGAUACCAGGUCCCUAAUCAACUGAUCUCAAUAACUCGAGUUUUUGGGACCAAUUGAUUCUUGACAUGUUAUCAGAUCAUUCUGUAAUCGAGAUGUCUUAUGUUAGAAUCCCGACUACCUACAUUUGUUAAGCAAAUGGUAUUUGACAUGUGCAAACUUCAAACUCAUACGAGUCUCUUCCGAUAACUCAAAUUAGUGGGACCAACUAAGGAAAGUGUGUGAAAGACCGGAGAGUGCACAAAUAACCAAGAAAGGAACACGAUGGCGAUGCUGGAAAUGAUGGUAGGCCAGGUAGCUAGAAUGAGCCAUUGAUUUCUUGAGCAAGAUAUCAACAACCCAGACAAAGUCAAUUAUAUAUAAAAAAAAAAUUGAAAACGCCAGAAACAUUCAUUCUGAAGAAACCCACCUGAUGUAACACUCUGCGUACAGAACUUGAUUUUUUGCCAGUGGGUGCAACCAAUUACUCCCUUUACAAGUUUGCUGCUAGCUGCAUGCAAAAUAUGACCAAUUAUUUUCCCCACUCUUCCCACACAGAAAUCAAAACCUAAUCCGCCAACCCUGACGCCCUUUCUUCUUCCACUCUUGCUAUAUAAAUGGAAUCUCCCUCAAAACUCAACACAGCCAAAAACCCACGUACGAAAUCAUCAGUAGGAUCAUCACCAUGGCGGAUGCGAUCCUAGUUGCUGGACAUGGCCGCGGUUUGCUUCUCUCAUCGACAUCCAGUCUUGUGCUGAUGCUGAUGCUUGUUGCUGCUUCAUCCAUUUCGCUAGCGAGUGCAAAGACUCACUAUCAUGAUUUUGUGAUUCAACCAACAAGAGUGAAGAGGCUGUGCAAGACCCACAACGCAAUCACGGUUAAUGGGAUGUUUCCUGGACCGACGUUGGAAGUGAACAAUGGCGACACCCUCGUUGUUAACGUUGUCAACCAAAUCAAAUACAACAUUACCAUCCAUUGGCAUGGAGUUAGACAAAUGAGGACAGCAUGGGCAGAUGGUCCAGAAUUCGUAACGCAAUGCCCCGUUAAACCUGGAAGCAGCUACACGUAUAAAUUCACCAUUGAGGGCCAAGAAGGGACCUUGUGGUGGCAUGCUCACAGUACAUGGCUUAGGGCAACUGUCUAUGGUGCCAUACUCAUAUACCCUAAGGAAGGGUCUUCCUACCCUUUCCCUAAACCAAGGAGGGAGACACCAAUUCUUCUUGGGGAAUGGUGGGAUGCGAAUCCUAUUGACGUGUUGAGGGAGGCAAUUAGAACCGGUGGAGCUCCAAAUAUUUCGGAUGCGUAUACCAUUAAUGGUCAACCUGGUGAUCUCUAUAAUUGCUCCAGUAAAGAAACUGCAAUCAUCACAAUUGACGCCGGCGAGACGAACCUCCUCCGCGUAAUCAACGCCGCGCUCAACCAACCGCUCUUCUUCACAAUCGCCAACCACCCUUUCACGGUGGUCGGAGCAGACGCUUCCUACGUCAAGCCGUUCACCACCACCGUCAUCAUGCUCGGCCCGGGCCAAACCACCGACGUCCUGAUCGCCGGCAACCAAAUCCCGUCCCGGUACUACAUCGCCGCCACCGCCUACCAGAGCGCCCAAAACGCCGCCUUCGAUAACACCACCGCCACCGCCAUCCUCGAAUACAAAACCGCCCCCUGCCCGGCAAAGAAACAGAGCAACCCGAUCAUGCCAAUCUUGCCGGCGUUCAACGACACCGCCGCUGUCACCGCCUUCUCCGCCAGCUUCCGGAGCCUGAAGGAGGUCAACAUACCGAAGGAAAUCGACGAGGACCUGUUCGUCACCGUCGGAUUGGGCCUCGACGACUGUCCCCCUGAAUUCGGGUCGGAUCGGUGUCAGGGCCCGAACGGGACCCGAUUCACUUCGAGCAUGAACAACGUGUCGUUCGUCCUCCCACAAACGACUUCGUUGCUGCAAGCUUACCAGACCGACACUCCGGGGGUUUUCACGACCGAUUUUCCGGACCGACCGCCGGUCCGGUUCGAUUACACGGGGAAUGUGGACCGGUCGCUCUGGCAGCCGAUUCAGGGGACGAAAGUUUAUAGAUUGGAGUAUGGGUCUAGAGUACAAGUUGUGUUGCAGGAUACAAGCAUUGUGACGGCGGAGAAUCACCCGAUUCAUCUCCAUGGGUACGAUUUCUACAUUUUGGCUGAAGGGUUUGGGAAUUUUGAUCCGGAUGUUGAUACCGGGAAGUUCAAUUUGGUUGAUCCGCCGUUGAGGAACACCGCCGCCGUGCCGGCCGGCGGGUGGGCGGUGAUCCGAUUUGUGGCGGAUAAUCCUGGGAUGUGGAUAAUGCAUUGUCAUUUGGAUGUUCAUAUUUCGUGGGGAUUGGCGAUGGCGUUCUUGGUGGAGGAUGGGAACGAGGUGAUGCAGACACUUGAGGCGCCUCCACUUGAUCUCCCAGUAUGUUGAGAACUAAGACUUUCAAUGAAGUAAUUAAAUGGGUGAUGGAUCCCUGAACUUGGCUAUUAAUUAACUAGUAAUGCUAUUUUCAUUAUUUUUUGUUCGUACAUGUGGUUAAUCGUUCUUUUGAUAACGAUGAUGGUUGGUUCUCAAGUUUGGAGAAUGAGUGAGGAAUUAUCAAAACGUUUAUAUUUGUUGUUUAAAACGAGCAGGUGUAUAAAGAACGAGAGAGAAGUAUUAGUGUUUGUUUAUACAUAAUAGUUACCAAGCCGAUUGAGAAUUGAGUAUCAACAUGUGUUGGUAUCGUUCUCAAUGAAACGAUCUUGAUAUACAAACAUUAAUGAUAUUAUUCACAAAAAUGUUUAGAGAUUAUCCGGUGAUGAAUUUUUUUGCAUUGACAUAAGCAUAUACCACAAACUAUGGUGGAGGUACUCCAAGAAAAGGUUAUUAAUCUUGACAUCUUAAAGCCCGAUAUUAUCUUUCAUAAUCUAAAAGAGGAGCUAUCUAACACACAGUCAAUGGAGAGAAGAAGAAGCACAAAUAAGAGUUUAGUGGAUGUUAAAAUCUACUCCUUCAGCUAGCUAGCAGAUAACACAAUCCAAUACGUUACGAAGAAGAAGAAGAAGAAGCAAUGAAGUAAGAAAGCAAGUAAUAGCUAGCUAGUCAGUGGAGGUACAACUAUCUCUCUAGUGAUUAAACUUGGAAGACUGGAACAAUGAUGCACGAAGCUCAAAAAGUGGUGUUACAGAUAAAUUUGUUCAUCCACCUAAAGCUUGUUGUAGCAAGAGGAGCAAAAGUAUCAGUAUAACCCUGCCUAGCUUGAUUAUUUUGAUCAUGCAACCACUCGCAGAUGGACUCCUUUGGAGUUCACUAUUGGUGAAUAUAUAACAAUCACAUUCUUCUGACGAUCUUCCAACUCCUCAAAAAGUUGGAUGUUUUUAACUAAUUAGUUUCAAUUUUAUUACAACAGAUACGUUAGUUUGUAGCAUUCAAAUUUAAGAAUUCUGCAAUACGAGUUUUAUUAGUCUUUUGUUUUAAACUUAUCAAGUUACCGUCUUGUAAUAAAUAUGUAAUAAGUGG
This is a messenger RNA of Linum trigynum, 6071 nucleotides long. The record is from the annotation of a GenBank genome assembly. NCBI's taxonomy places the organism in Eukaryota, Viridiplantae, Streptophyta, Magnoliopsida, Malpighiales, Linaceae.